AUCCUCGUCUUAAUUUUGAUAUCACCCGCAGAAUUGAAAUAAGCCAUUAUGGCCGCCAAUUUGGACUUAUUGUGCGACAUGCUCGAAGCCGAGUUGUCCGAUGACGAGAACGAGCCGGAGGAGGAGCCUUCUGCCACCCCACUCUCAACCACCCGGCCUAUUGUGGAAGAAAGCCGUAGUAGCGCGCCAGACAAAGUGGUGGCCAAAUUGCCGGAAGAAAUCGCAGAACCUAUAGCCUCAAUGCCCAACCCGGAUGUGGCGUCCUUGGAAGCCCAAAUGAAGGCCAUGAAGGAGCAAAUGGAACGCAUGCAGAAGCUUUUGGAUGCCAAGAGUGCGGUCGAAACGUCUGAGUCGACGAGUAAGACACUACCCACCGUUCGGGAAAUCAAUCUUUUCCAGCCGUCUUCCGGCGCUCUCAAAGCGGCUGGACCGCGAUCCCCGGUCAAGACUAACCCUUUUGAAGAUUCGGACAAGCCCAGGCGGAGCGCUCAAUUGUACCAGAACACGCCCAGAUUUGGACCCGCCUUGCCCAACAAAACGUCUCGGGUUCUGCAAGGCGAGGAAAAGGCUAAAAUUCUAGCUCGACUCGACACCUCAGACCGUACCAAACUUGAGGCCGUGAUGGUUCGCGGGGAUCUCCAGGAUUCCAGCGAUGACGAAGCCGAACGAAACCCAAUGGAACAGAAGUACAACGAAUACGGAAAAUCCAUUAAAAAGCGCUUGUCGAAGCAAACCGACCAAGCCCAGCCCAAAACUGCGCCAUUGUUUGGAUUCAAUCAGGUUCAAGGCUCGAGUCUGAACUUAAGUCAGAGCUCGAAAAACAAGCCCUUGCCCAAAGAUUUGGUGGUGGAAAAGCAAUCCAAACUCCGCAUCUCUAACCCGACAAUUAGCCAGAGUGCCUUAGACGUCCAAUUCCUGGGGAAAACUUUCGUUCCUAUAUACAAAAUGAAGGAAAUGACCGGCCGAAGUGAUCUAAAAGGUGGAGACUGGGCCACCGUGGGCGUGAUCACGUACAAAACGAUCAACACCUCCAAGAAUGGGAACUCGUACACCAUGUGGAGCAUGACGGACCUUUUUGGACAGAUUAAACAGAUCAAAGUGAUGCUCUUUGGUCGAACCCAUGCCCGUCAUUACAAGAUCCAGAUCAAUCGUGUGGUUGCGCUUUUCAAUCCUAAGAUAUUGGAAGAUCGAAGCGGAAAGGGCGAAGUAUCAUUGACCAUUGAUCAGGACAACCUCACCGAACUCGGCGACUCCUUGGAUACGGGCAAAUGUCAAGGGCGACGCCAGGAUGGCACGGGCUGCACGAAUCUGGUCAAUUUGGCGAGUUGUGAGUUCUGCGAGUUUCACGUUAAACGAGCCUACAAGAGCAUGAGUUCGAAGCGCGGUGAUCUCCAAUCCAGUUUCAGCGGUAAUGGAGAUGUCCGCUCCCGUCUCAUGGGCAAAGUGGAUCCAAAGGGCGAACUCUUUGGUGGGGGCAAGUUCAUGAACGCCGCUUCUAAUGUAGGUAAAAUGAGUGUGCAACAACGAGCCAAGGACAAUUCAUCGCUCAGAAAUCUAGGCGUAACGCCCGUGGAGAAGGUGUUCCAGGCAGAAAAGGUUCAAACCGAUCCGAAUAAAAUCUUUUCUGGGGACGGAAAGGUUAAAUUCCGGACCCACUUAAAUGAUCAGGAGAAGCAGGCCGUGAUUGGUGUGGCUAAGGGCGUAUCUUCAGAAUUAGGGUUACGCUUAUUGGCACCCACCCCUGGGGCCCGAACGCUCAUCAAGCAUUUCACCAAGGUGGAAGCCUCUGAUCAAGCCAAAUUAGACGCUCUCAAUGGCGGGGCCAAGGAGACCUCGAAGGGCGCAUCCGGUGGCGGCGAGUCUUCAAAUGCCUCGAGCUCAAAAAGCGCCACCCAGCUGUUAUUGGAACAUAAGCGGGAGUUGGCAUUGGAGAAACGCCGGCAAAUUCUCCACGAACAGAGCUUGAAGCAAAAACCUCAGUUGGGCAGAGGACUUGGCUCUGCAGAAACCGUGAACUUGGGGGCGACUCUAUCCAUAGAUCCCAAGAAAGCCCAAGCCCUGAAGAUCCUCCAAGCCAAGGGUCGAGGCCAAUUGGCCAAAUCCAGUCCCAAUCAUUUGCCCAAUCGUAAGCGGAAGGCCGAGGACAAGCUCAAGUCGCUUGAGAAAGUGCGCAAAGCCUUGAACGAUAAGAAUGAUGACCACGACACGGCCCGACAAGAGUGCCAUGAGAAGACCAGACACAAGGACCGCUUGCAGAAAGUGCUCGGUCAGAAGUCGAAGAACCAGAACCUAAUUGAAGACCACGAGAACGAGGUGCUAGAUAAGCAUUUGGACUCCCUGGAACGAGUGGAGAACAUGGAGGAGAAGAUGAUCCAGACCACGGAGAUUGAAACCAAAGCGGUGAGUUGCAAGUUGUGCAAUUACACCGCCUUCUCCCAAUCAGACUUGUGCAAGCAAUCCGGCCACCGAAUCAAAGUGAUCUCGUGCAAAAAGCGAUUCUUCGAGUGCAAACAGUGCAAGAAUCGAACCAUCUCAUUGGACAAGUAUCCCAAGGGUGCGUGCUCCAAAUGUGGCGAAUCUCGUUGGACUCGAACGGGAAUGAUGCGUGAGAAAAAAGGACCGCUUUUGGACUCGGAGCAGCUGUGCAUACGCGGGGUCGAACAAAAGUUCAUCAACCAAACCUCCUCCGUUCCCCUUCACUUGGAUUCUUUCUGACCAAUUCUGUUCCUCUCAUGGGACUGUCACCCUUUGUAAUUAGCCUAAUGGUUUAGCUAGAAAAUAUUUCUGUCGCCAAUCAAAUGCUUUUGAUGUCAA
Tigriopus californicus is the source of this 2814-nucleotide messenger RNA. RefSeq names its product protein MCM10 homolog (gene Mcm10). Lineage: Eukaryota; Metazoa; Arthropoda; Copepoda; Harpacticoida; Harpacticidae. The record is from RefSeq and is a predicted model, not a curated record. The transcript is spliced from 6 exons. Gene Ontology annotation, molecular function: DNA replication origin binding; single-stranded DNA binding. Gene Ontology annotation, cellular component: nucleus; replication fork protection complex. Bases 49 to 2715 code for a protein of 888 amino acids. Gene Ontology annotation, biological process: DNA replication initiation; DNA replication.